AUGCUGCUUUUAGUGGGUUUAUUCACGUUCCAGCUGCUGUUGGCCACUGGCGGUACCGGUGAGGUGUUCCGCGUUGACCAGGAAGACAAACAUCUGCUCGUGCCACAGUUGAUCAGAAAAUAUGGCUACCCUUUGGAGGAGUAUCAAGUUCACACCGAAGAUGGUUACCUACUUUCGGUGCAUCGGAUUCCUGGUCGUGCCCCAACGGGGCAGGACAGGCGCAAAUACCCGGUUCUGAUGGUGCACUCGCUGUUCAGCACCAGCGCGGAUUGGAUUCUUAUAGGGCCCAGGCACGGCCUGGCCUAUCUAUUGGCCGAUCGAGGUUACGACAUCUGGAUGGGAAAUGCUCGCGGGAAUCGUUACUCUCGCCAGCACGAGCGGCUCCGCGUCGAGCAGCCAGCUUUUUGGAAUUUUACCUUUCACGAAAUCGGCUUCUACGAUGUACCGGCGAUGAUCGAUUACGUUUUGGAGCAAACCAACUCGAAAAAGCUCCACUAUAUCGGCUUUUCACAAGGGACGCUGGUUGGUUUCGUUGCGCUCAGCUACCGGCCGGAGUAUAAUGAGAAAAUAGUUCAACUACAGGCGCUCUCUCCGGCCGUAUUCGUUAAUCGAAAUCCCAGCACCAUCAUAACGAUACUGGCCAACUUGGCGGAGGAAAUCUCCGAACGGUACACCUCUUCGAACAAGUUCCACUUUGCGGGGCACGCCGAUGGUGAGGCCAAAUUCGUACAACGUCUUUGCCUGCCACCGACGCAGAUCCUAUGCCGACUGCUGAUUCACGACGUUGCCGGUGCUAACCCACGGAAUCUGGACUCGAAAAUGCUGCAAAUUUUCCUCGGCCACUUCCCGGCGGGCUCUUCGCUGAAGCAGGUCCAGCACUACGCCCAAAUGAUUCAGGAUGGGCUCUUCCGGCAGUACGAUUACGGUGACCCGAAGUUAAACGGACGGUUUUACGGUAGCAGCGCGGUUCCGGAGUAUAAUCUCUCACGAGUUACGGCUUCGGUGCGAACCUACUUCGGCUAUAAUGAUAACACGAUCAACUAUCGAAACGUUAAACGGUUGGAGCAGAUGCUGCCGAACCUGGCCGGAAGCUACCCGGUGCCGGAUCAGCUGUUUACGCACUUUGAUUUCAUACUCGGUAACAAUGUGCGCGAAGUGCUGUACGAGGAGGUGCUGCAAAGGGUGAUGGAUGCCGAGAAUGGUUUGAUUUGA
Sabethes cyaneus is the source of this 1212-nucleotide messenger RNA. Its product is annotated as lipase 1-like. The record is from RefSeq and is a predicted model, not a curated record. The coding region runs from base 1 to 1212 and encodes 403 amino acids. NCBI's taxonomy places the organism in Eukaryota, Metazoa, Arthropoda, Insecta, Diptera, Culicidae. The transcript has 3 exons. Gene Ontology annotation, molecular function: hydrolase activity, acting on ester bonds. Gene Ontology annotation, biological process: lipid metabolic process.